AUGGAUUCGUUUGGCUUUGACUUUGCGGGUGGCGACCUGUUGGACUUGGGCUCGCUCGGCUCGUGGACCAAUAACACGCCCAUGGGCAACUCGCCCAACGGCGGUAACGGUAGCAACGGCGCGCUGCCGUUCAGUGUGGGUACACCCACGGGCGUCCAGAGUCUCGGCGACGACCCGUUUGCCAACAUGCCGAGCACCAGUGACAAUGAAUUUAGCUUUGGCGACUCGCCCAAGCCGUCGCCCAGUGCUCAAAGCCAAAAGAGCGCUGUCGAUGCGCUGGCAGUUCCUGCGACAUCGACAGCGAUGGCGUCAGAGCCAUCGUCAUCAUCGUCGGCGCCCAGUGCGAGCGCCGGGACGGAAUUGGCCACGAGCUACUUUGGUGCAGAGCUGGAAGCUAGCGGCCCGUCCCCACGGGCUCCAUCACGUGCCGCUGCCUCGUCCUCAGGGACGACGGACGCCUUGUCGACUGGAGAUACCAAGAGCAAGAAGACGAAUGUCAAGAAAGAUACUGCGCAGUCAAAAGCUGAUGCAAACAGUGCACCGACAUCGGUGUCGUCGACAAGUGUUAAGAGCACUGAGACUCCAUCGGCGUCAGUGCCUUCGAAAGAGGACACAACGAGCUUGGCAACAGUGACGUUGUCGUCGACUCCGAAGGCGUCUUCGUCCAUAGCGCCUUCGACAGGGUCACGAUCGGUAUCUAGCAGUGGUGCUACGAACUCGGCCCCGAACAGUAGUAGCAGCGUUGCCAGCAGCAGUGCAGCGACGUCUACGCCGUCAACAACAUCGUCUGCGCGACCGCACAUCGGGAAUCAACAGCAACAACAACAGCAGCAGCAGAUGCAGAUGCAACAGCAGCAGAGACAGCAACAGUAUGCCAAUCAGAUGAUGAUGAACCAGCAGAGUGGCCAGCCCCAACAGUUUGCUGGUCAACCAUACCAGCAGCAAAUGCAUGCCGCCCAGAUUGCUGGGGGUGUGAGUGCGGCUCCCGCUCCACCUGCGACUGCCGCUAGUCAGUAUAUAGGAAGUCAGCCGGGUCAGGCCUACCGUCUACCGACCUCGUCGUAUGAAGAAGAGUUUGCGCGGGUGAAAGCAAUGAUGAUGCAGCACGUUGAUCUGAUCCCCCCACCGAUGGAGGUGCUUCGUAUCUCGAUGAGCCAAAGCGCAGCUGGCCAGCAAAGCAUGACUAUGGGUGGCAACGCUUAUAUGCAGCAGCGUGGCAAUCCAGCUAUGGUCCGUGGAGGCGCCCCAGGCAGCGCAACGUAUGGUCAGUAUGGAAACCCAAAUGUGAUGAUGGGCGGGCCUCUGCAGAACGCGCCUCAAGCUGGAAUGAUGAAUGCAGCACGGAUGCGUGCAGCGCAGAUGGCGCAGCAGCAGGCGCAACAACGUGUCGCGGCUGGUCGAACGCCUGGAGGAAGCAACGACGCGCAGACCGCGUGGCAGUCGGAGAACGAUCUGCCUUUGCGGCGGAAGAUGAUCGGAAAAAUCGUAAGUUUGCUACAGCAGCGAAAGCCAGAUGCACCUGCUGAGUGGAUCCGCCGGUUGCCGGACAUGGCUAGGAGACUGGAGGAUUCAUUGUACCGUACGGCGAAAAACCGAGACGAGUACGGGGACUUUUCGUCACUGAAGACUCGACUGCAGCAUUUGGCAGUGACGAUGGGUGCGCGUGCUCAGCACAAGGCAGGAGGCAACUCGCGCGCUGCAGGUGUAAGUAGCGUACCCGGUACAACUGGUGGCACGGCCGGAAACAACGCGAUGAUGACUGCUAGUGCACCUCCAGGCAUGGUAAUGAAUUUGGGAGCCGGCGGGAUGGGCCCUCAAGGUCACGUGGUAGGCAACAUGCCGUAUGGGAACCGUAUGACUCAGCAGCAAUUGAUGCAGCAGCAACACUUGCAAAUGCAAAUGCAGCAGAACCCUCAGAUACGACAACAGCUUACCCCACAGCAGUUGCAGCAAUUUCAAGAGGCUCAACUGCAGCGGCGGCAGCUCCAAAUGCAGCAGGCGCAGCAACAGGCUCAGAUGCAGCGUCAACAGCAGCACCAGUAUCAGCAGAAUCAAGCUCUUCAGCGCCAGAAUUCAAUGCGUCAAAUGCAACAGCAGCAGAUGCAGCAACAGCAACAGCUGCAGCAACGGCAAAAUCCGAACUACAUGCAACAGCAGCAACAACAGCAGCAGCAGCAAGUCCAGGCCCAAGCUCGCGCGCAAGCGCAAGCUCAAGCUCAGCGAAAUGGUACAGCUAAUGGCGCAACCAAUCAGCAGCGCAUGAGUGGAGAUAUGAGUCUGGGCGAAUCUUCGGACUUUAUGAAUUUGGACUUAUCUUCGUCGUUGCUGGGAUCUGAUGAUCUACAAGGUGGUGUGAAUUCCAGCCAUACAGGAGGUGACGCAAUGAAGAGUGGAAGCAAUGCCGUUGCUCACCAGGCAAGUCAAAAGCGCACGCUUUCUCAAUCUCAGCAGCAAAUGGCAGCGGCGGCAAAUGCAGCUGCGUUUAAGCGGACUAAAGUAGGAGGAGCUGCCGGCCAGGCUGGCGGCGCUGUCACAAAUCAGCAGCAUCCAAGUACUGCAAAUUCCGCAUCUCAAGUAUCACAGCCCUCGCAGGCACCGAUGCAGAAAUCCGUGACAAGUACUAGUGGCUCAUCGAAGACUCCACCAAUGAGUACAGUUAACGCCAAGUAA
Molecule: messenger RNA, 2670 nt
Organism: Hyaloperonospora brassicae
Lineage: Eukaryota; Oomycota; Peronosporomycetes; Peronosporales; Peronosporaceae
Source: the annotation of a GenBank genome assembly